AUGGACCAAGAAAUGAUGGACACCUUCACCUUCACCAUCACCUCCUCGGCCUCCUCCUCAUCCUCCUCCCCGAGCAGGCCUAGCCGGUACGAGAACCAGAAGCGGCGCGACUGGAACACCUUCUGCCAGUACCUCGGCGCUCACCGCCCCCCGCUCUCCGUAGCCCAGUGCCAGGGCUCCCACGUGGUCGACUUCCUUAGGUACCUCGACCAGUUCGGGAAGACGAAGGUCCACUUCCCCCACUGCCCCUUCUACGGCCACCCGAAUCCCCCGGCACCUUGCCCCUGCCCACUACGCCAGGCCUGGGGCAGCCUCGACGCCCUCAUCGGUCGACUCCGUGCCGCCUAUGAGGAGAAUGGCGGCGUCCUCACCGAUGCUUCCAAUCCCUUUGGGGCCCGCCUAGUCCGACUCUACCUGCGCGAGGUCCGGGACUCGCAGUCCCUCGCGAGAGGGGUCAGCUACGACAAGAAGAAACGCAAGAGGCCCACAGGCCAUAUGCAUGGGGCUGGGCUUAAUUAA
Messenger RNA from Striga hermonthica, 519 nucleotides. NCBI's taxonomy places the organism in Eukaryota, Viridiplantae, Streptophyta, Magnoliopsida, Lamiales, Orobanchaceae. The record is from the annotation of a GenBank genome assembly.